This is a messenger RNA of Saccostrea echinata, 945 nucleotides long. Its product is annotated as fibroleukin-like. The transcript is spliced from 5 exons. The coding region runs from base 1 to 945 and encodes 314 amino acids. Lineage: Eukaryota; Metazoa; Mollusca; Bivalvia; Ostreida; Ostreidae. The record is from RefSeq and is a predicted model, not a curated record.
AUGAGUAGUUUUUCAGUUAUCUGUUUAUUUGUUGCUCUGUUUACGGCGUCUCAGGCAACCGAGAUUUCGCGGGGGUAUUCUGCAAAGCUGGAAUUUGAUGAUGUUAAGUCAAGUAACGAACUUUUAGGAGAACACAAAGCUCAGUCUUUGUGUGCUUGCUCUGCUAUGUGUCAAAAGAACUGUGGCCUAUUUGGAUACAAUCCUAACUUGAUGAGCUGUCGUACCCACAAGAAGAUCUUUACAUCUGAAAUGUCUAAUGAGACAGGUUGGAGAUACUAUUCACAUCACUUUUCUCCCUUCGAUUGCAAGGACCUUCUUGAAAAUGGACAAACUAGUUCUGGAGUGUACGCCAUUUAUCCUUAUGGAACUGGAUCCCUUCCUGUCAAUGCUUACUGCGACAUGGAAAUAGAGGGCGGAGGGUGGACGGCAAUCCAAAAAAGAGUAGAUGGAUCAAUAAGAUUUGACAGGAACUGGACAGAAUACAAGAAUGGAUUUGGUGACCCGGAACGGGAUGUCUGGAUAGGGAAUGACGUAAUCCAUCAGUUAACAAGGGGAAAGAACUCAUCCCUCUAUGUCUCCAUCAAAUUAUCGCAGGGUGGGUAUCGGCAACUGUACGAGUUGUACGAAAGGUUUUCUAUUUCCAACGAAUCAGAAAAAUAUAAACUUUUUCUGGGGGGAAAUGCGACGGGAACCUUAGGUGAAAGUAUGAUAAAUACGGGGAAUCCUUACCACAAUCUCUCGGGGAUGUACUUUACUACUCUGGACAGCGACAAUGAUGAGUGGAGCGCCGGAAAUUGUGCCAGUGGAGGUUGGUGGUUCAACUCCUGUCACCUGGCCUUCCUUAAUGGUUUCUGGCGUUUUAAAGGCUGGCAGUACCCUUGGUAUCCUCACGUUAAUGAUGGAAGGUAUGUGACGGAGACCAUGAUGCUGAUCAAACGUCACUAG